UGGAGUGUUAACUUGUGUAGUUAUUCGUUAUACUAGGUAGUCUUAUUACAUGUAUAAGCUAAUGUUUUGAAAAGCCUAAAUUAGACGCUGCUUUCUUUUAUAAUAUUAACUGUGGAAUAGCAGGAUUGCACCCCUAAGUCAUUACUGUUAUCAAGGUAUCUGCAGGACUUUCAUUGGGCAGCAAUGUUUUUGGUAUUUGUAAUGGUUAUUAUAGGUUUUUCUUUACUGUUGAUUACUCUAAAGAUUUAUAUCAAACUUACUACAGGAUGGGAUCGAAGUCACACUUGUUUAGUUGGAAAGACGGCUGUUGUUACUGGUCCUGAUUCAGGUAUCGGUUUCUACACAACUCUCGAUUUAGCAAAGAGAGGAGCGAGGGUAAUUAUGGCAUGUAGAAAUAGAGAAGAUGGUGAAGAUGCACGUGCAAAAAUUAUCAAAAUUACCGGUAAUCCCAAUAUCGUAGUGAAAUUUUAUGAAGCAACCUCCUUUGAUUCAAUCAGAGCGUUUGCAAAAGAUUUUAACGAAACGGAGGAAAGAUUAGAUAUCUUGGUGAAUAAUGCUGGAAUGGGUACCAAGGAAAGGCUUAAAACAAAUGAUGGUUGCAAUGUUGUAAUGCAAGUUAAUUACUACAGCAGCUUUUUAUUGACUCAUUUAUUAAUAGAUAAACUUAAAGCCAGUGCACCGAGUAGAAUUGUAAAUGUAGCAUCUAUUCUGCACAAGAUUGCAUAUUUAGAUUCUGACGAUUUAGACAGAUAUCCAAAACAAUUUCCUCUUUCAUUUUGCGUGACCUAUGGCAAUAGCAAAUUAGGUGUCGUAUGCUUUAAUAUAGAAUUGGCUAGAAGAUUAGAAGGAACUGGCGUAACUACAAACGCUCUUCAUCCUGGUUUUAUUUUCACAAAUAUUUUUAAUGAAAUAACAGGUCUUCAGAGGAUAAUUGUAGCAUUUUUCGCGAGUAUUUGCUCAAAGACACCUCUGGAAGGAGCCCAAACGUCAAUUUAUCUUGCCGUUUCACCCAAAGUAAAAAAUAUUUCCGGACAAUACUUUGUAGACUGUGCACGAGAAAAUUUAUCAAAGGAAAUUACUCGAGACCAUUACUUGAAGAAAAUAUGGGAAAACACUGAGAAAAUAGUACGUCUAUCUCCUGAUGAGAAGAUUAUUUAUAAAUAGAUCACUGUUGCUGCUUUUCUGUGUUACGAAAAUGUUAAUGUAAAUAAUUUACAUUAUCCAGUACUUUUGUAAUAAUACAUACAAUUUUAUUUG
Agrilus planipennis (emerald ash borer) is the source of this 1257-nucleotide messenger RNA. Its product is annotated as retinol dehydrogenase 11-like. Lineage: Eukaryota; Metazoa; Arthropoda; Insecta; Coleoptera; Buprestidae. The record is from RefSeq and is a predicted model, not a curated record. The transcript has 5 exons. Bases 184 to 1164 code for a protein of 326 amino acids.